Messenger RNA from Stegodyphus dumicola, 972 nucleotides. RefSeq names its product COUP transcription factor 2 (gene svp). The record is from RefSeq and is a predicted model, not a curated record. Gene Ontology annotation, molecular function: DNA-binding transcription factor activity; zinc ion binding; sequence-specific DNA binding. Gene Ontology annotation, biological process: regulation of DNA-templated transcription. Lineage: Eukaryota; Metazoa; Arthropoda; Arachnida; Araneae; Eresidae.
AUGGCGGCGCUGGCCGUUACGCCCUGGCGAGACGGCGGCGCCGAUCUGGCCGGCGGUCCGCCACAGGCCGUAACGCCGUCCAGUUCGGACAAGAACGGCGGUCCGAACAGCUAUAGACAGUGGUGGCGACAACUGGGAAACGUGAGGGGCAACUGUGGCAGGACAAACACGUCGGGAAACACGUGCGUCAGGCGGAGGAAAUCCUUCUUCAAGAGGAGCGUCAGGAGGAACCUGACGUACACCGUGGUCGGGGCCCCCAAGGAACCUGUCUAUCGACCCCACCCAAAGUGCCAGUUGUGCCGGCUCAAGAAAGGCAGAUGUUUAGAUUCCGGAGCAUUUCGUGAGCCGGUACAGAGGGGGCGGGUCCCCCCAAGCCAACAUGCUCUCCCAGGCCAGAUGACACUGACCAACGGCGACGCUCUCAAUGGCUCUCAUUCCUACCUGUCCAGCUUUAUCUCCUUGCUGUUGCGGGCCGAGCCUUACCCGCCGUCGCGGUACGCCCAGUGUAUGCAACCCAACAACAUUAUGGGUAUCGACAAUAUCUGCGAACUUGCUGCGAGACUGCUGUUCAGCGCAGUCGAGUGGGCCAGGAACAUUCCUUUCUUCCCUGACCUUCAAGUGACCGACCAGGUGGCGCUCUUGAGGUUGGUUUGGAGCGAACUUUUCGUACUGAACGCUUCUCAGUGCUCCAUGCCCCUGCAUGUGGCGCCCCUUCUAGCGGCUGCGGGACUACAUGCGUCCCCUAUGGCUGCGGACAGAGUGGUGGCCUUCAUGGACCAUAUACGAAUCUUCCAAGAACAAGUGGAAAAGUUGAAAGCGCUGCAUGUAGAUGCGGCAGAGUACAGUUGCCUCAAAGCGAUAGUCCUCUUCACAACAGGUAAGUCACUAUUUAAAUAUUAUUACAGUGCUGUUUUUAUCUUAUGUUUAACAAGUCUGAGGUACUACAUUUGGGUACUUGAUACCCAAAUGUAG